Molecule: messenger RNA, 1539 nt
Organism: Ostertagia ostertagi
Lineage: Eukaryota; Metazoa; Nematoda; Chromadorea; Rhabditida; Trichostrongylidae
Source: the annotation of a GenBank genome assembly
AUGGUCCGGUAUUCAACUAUAAUCCGUUGCUUUCCAGGAUGGAAAAUCGCAGCUUUGGCUGGAUGUGGAUCUGCAGUUGUGUUCUCCGCAUCGGCCUUGCUGUUCGCUGUGCUUGCCUUCUGUCAUCGAACUUUUAUUUGUGCCUCUACAGUAGUCGUCACUAUUGCUGCCAUAUUAUCUAGUAUUGGAGUGACUGUUUUUUAUGCAUGGGCAAACUAUCAGGACAACAAAGUUAUCAAAGAAGACGGGGACACCACCUAUGAGCAAAUUCUUGGGUGGGCUUUUUACUGCCAAAUUUUCACCACCGUCAUUCACUGGCUUGCAUCAAUGUUAGGCUGUUGCGUCACCUCUGUCUCCUUCAGUAAAUCCAGAGCGAAAUUGGUUAAAAUUGAGGUCGUUGAAGGUGGUGACGAGAGGCAGUUACUAUCGGGACCUUCCUCAUCACAGCCUUUCAAAAGAUCAUUCUCUGCAAUAUACCGCGUCGAUUCUCAAUCUCUACGUCAGUGGGAACGUGAUUACAUGAGAAACGCCAGAGAACGGCAACAGCAAAGCGAAGGAAGUUCGUUCAAACGCACGGCGUCUAUGCCGAACUUCUCGAAGAAGCAGCGCAAAGCCGCUCAAAGAAAGUUGGCAGACAGGUCCAGUCGCGAGUUGUUCUCCUCAGCAAGCAACAUUACCGACACCACACAAACAGGGCAAGUUUUGCAAUUGGGUUCGCUGCGUUUUUUGAGCGGCUGCCACCACAGAAUGAAACAGCGGACUAUUGCUUGCCGAUUGAAGAUUGUCAUUUCCAGGAUCGGUGAACACUUUGGAGUGGAAUCAAGCGCGGAGACCCACUCCAGGCGUCAUGCCUCCUACGCGGACCACCAGCCAUCGGCGCUUCCUGCCCUUCCAAAACUGAAGUCUGCGUUGAAGACACCACAGCAGUCCAGGAAGAGUGUGAACAUUGAUGACAGCGAUGUGACCUACGAGUGCCUGCCUUGCGAUGCUUCAGCAGGCGUGUCAAGCCUGUUUGGUGGCAGGCCUUCAUCCUCUCUCCGAGGCCAUCAGUAUGAUCCGGUUUAUGAACAAAUCGGCCAAGAAAACUACCUGGAGCCGAACAGCGUUCGAAUGCGAUCCAACCAGGCUCUGAACAUUGAUCAAGACAAAAAAGCUCUGCUACCUACACAACCGCUACCUGGAUCAUCGCAGUCCAUUCCGACUUCUCAUCAAAAAACCACCGUAAUCGACGAUGUGCCUUCCACUCCAGCGACAAAACCGACCACUCCUAGUCGAGUCGACAAGCCGCCCCUAUCCAUAAGAGAGUUUGGAGUUUCAUUAACGCCUAAAAAAGGCUAUUGCGACAUCGAAACGACCUUCGACAGUGCUGGUCCUUCAAGCAAGAGUGUCAGCUCGUCCAACCACAUCAAGUACAGUGAGCUAGAGAAAGGACCAGAUGUUCGUAGACCAUCCCUCCCACACCAAUUAAGUACGUCUCAGUGGAGCGAAGCAGCGUGGAAAGACUUCGGGAGCUUGCAGGGCGACCAAGUACCUCCAUAG